AUAAAUCCCAGCUGUUUAGGAAGUCAUAUCAUACAUCUAUAUCUAUAUAUAUAUAGAGACAGAUAAUCUAUUUUAUAUAACACUAUACUUGAUAGAAAUGGCAACCACCACUACAAAUGAUCUGAAGGGUAAGGUUGAGAUAGAUAUUGAUAUCAAGGCACCUCCUACCAAGUUCUACCACAUGUUCAAGAAAACUGCUCACCACGUUCCUCACUGCGCCGGUAACCACAUUCAAGGAGUUGAUGUCCAUGAAGGUGAUUGGGAGAGUCAUGGCUCUAUUAAGGUCUGGAAAUACACAGUAGAUGGAAAAGAGGAGUCGUUCAAGGAGAAGGUGGAAUUAGAUGAUGAGAACAAUAAGGUGACUCUGAUUGGAAUUGAAGGAGAUGUGUUCAAGCAUUACAAGUGCUUCAAGCCUGUGUACCAUGCGGUUCCCAAGGGCGAGGGUAGCUUGGUCAAACUCAGCAUCGAGUAUGAGAAGCUCGAUGCGUCUGUUCCACCUCCAAACAAGUACCUCGACAUGAUGGUUGGCAUCACCAAAGAUAUCGAUUCCCACUUUGAAAAGGGUGCCCCUGUUCCCUCUACAAGGACUGUGAUUUGGUGAAAAAGGAAUUGAAGAAAGGGCGGACCAUAUAUAGUUUGUUAAUUGUGUGUGAAGAAAUUAAUAAGGAUAAUUUAUAUUAUCCAUUAUGCAUGAUAACUAGUCACUGGAACUUUAUCUGCUUUGUCUAGUAGUACUUUUACUUUUAAUAAGCUAUAUAUUGGUAUCUAUUUUCAUGUAAACAGAGCUUGCUUUGGUGUCUUUUUUUAGUUGGUUUUGGUGAUACCAAACCACUAUAAUAAGCUCUUAGUUUGUAUCUUUAUAAUUUGGUCAUCAUCAAUGAAGUUACCGUUAUGAUUUGUAUUAUCA
This is a messenger RNA of Humulus lupulus (European hop), 907 nucleotides long. RefSeq names its product MLP-like protein 28. Bases 98 to 601 code for a protein of 167 amino acids. Lineage: Eukaryota; Viridiplantae; Streptophyta; Magnoliopsida; Rosales; Cannabaceae. The transcript is spliced from 2 exons. Gene Ontology annotation, biological process: defense response. The record is from RefSeq and is a predicted model, not a curated record.